Molecule: messenger RNA, 951 nt
Organism: Penicillium expansum
Lineage: Eukaryota; Fungi; Ascomycota; Eurotiomycetes; Eurotiales; Aspergillaceae
Product: putative aldo-keto reductase (AKR)
Exons: 2
Coding region: 1-951 (316 amino acids)
Cellular component (GO): cytosol
Molecular function (GO): aldose reductase (NADPH) activity
Source: RefSeq, a predicted model, not a curated record
AUGACUCGGACUGUCAGCAAUAUGUGGGAAAAGUACUGCCUGCGUCCAACUCAAGGCACUGUCUCCACCAUCCCAGUUUUCGUCUACGGCACAGCCUGGAAGAAAGAACGCAGUGCUGAUUUGGUCUACAACGCAAUCAAAGCCGGUUUUCGGGCUGUGGACACAGCGGCCCAACCCCGCCAUUACCAAGAGGAUCUCGUUGGUGAUGGGAUUCGCAGAGCAAUCGCUGAUGGGAUCGUCGGCCGAGCAGACAUAUACGUACAAACCAAAUAUAGUCCUGUCUCGGCACAGGAUCUGGCCAAUAUGCCCUAUGAUCCGUCAGCGACGGUGACGGAUCAGGUCCAUGCAUCUAUCAAAUCAUCAUUGCACAAUCUUCGCUCAGAAGUUGACCCCAUAUCCGUGGAUGAGAGCUACAUUGACACAGUGAUCAUCCAUUCGCCACUGUCAACUUUAGCCCAGACCCUAGAAGCUUGGCACGCCCUCGAGACAUAUGUCCCCCACCGUAUCCGGAAUUUAGGUAUCUCCAAUUGUACAUUGCCUAUACUUCGAGAAUUGUGUACCUCGUCCAAGACAACUGUGAAGCCAUCAGUGGUACAGAACAGGUUCUACGAGGACACUCUGUUUGAUGUCCCUCUGCGCGCGUUCUGCCGCGAGAAUCGGGUCAUAUACCAAAGCUUUUGGACUUUGACAGCGAAUCCGGACCUCGUGCGCUCUGAGCCAGUGCAGCAACUUAGUCACCAUGUUAACAUAACCCCGGCUGCUGCCUUUUAUACUCUAGUCAUGGGCUUGAAGGAUGUGGCGGUGCUGAAUGGGACUAAGGAUGAGUCCCGCAUGAAGGAAGACUUGUCUGCUCCUAAACAGGUCGAGAAUUUUACGCAGAGGCACCCUGACUUAUGGCAACAGAUUCUGACGGAGUUCCAGAAUUUGAUAGGGGAAGCUAGUUCCAUAUGA